GGCCGGUACCGGGGCCGGGCCGGGCCGGGACCGAUCGCGGCGCGAUGCAGAAAUACGAGAAGCUGGAGAAGAUCGGCGAAGGCACCUACGGGACCGUGUUCAAGGCCAAGAACCGGGAGACGCACGAGAUCGUGGCGCUGAAGCGGGUGCGGCUGGACGACGAUGAUGAGGGGGUGCCCAGCUCGGCGCUGCGGGAGAUCUGCCUGCUCAAGGAGCUCAAGCACAAGAACAUUGUCAGGCUCCACGACGUGCUGCACAGCGACAAGAAGCUGACCCUGGUCUUUGAGUUUUGUGACCAGGUAGAACGGGGGGACCGGGGGCGCGACCUGAAACCGCAGAACCUGCUCAUCAACCGGAACGGGGAGCUCAAGCUGGCGGAUUUCGGGCUGGCUCGGGCCUUCGGCAUCCCCGUGCGCUGCUACUCGGCCGAGGUGGUCACCCUGUGGUACCGGCCCCCCGACGUUCUCUUCGGGGCCAAGCUCUACUCCACCUCCAUUGACAUGUGGUCAGCUGGGUGCAUCUUUGCGGAGCUGGCCAACGCGGGGCGGCCCCUCUUCCCGGGCAACGACGUGGACGACCAGCUGAAGAGGAUCUUCCGGCUGCUGGGGACCCCCACCGAGGAGCAGUGGCCGGCCAUGGCCAAGCUGCCGGACUACAAGCCCUACCCCAUGUACCCAGCUACCACUUCCUUGGUCAACGUGGUGCCCAAGCUGAACGCGACUGGCCGGGACCUGCUGCAGAACCUGCUCAAGUGCAAUCCGGUGCAGCGGAUCUCAGCGGAGGAGGCCCUGCAGCACCCCUACUUCACCGACUUCUGCCCCCCCUAGGGCCCCCAGACCCCCUGAGGGGGGCAGCCCCCCGCCCCCCCAGCCGGGUGCCAGCCCAUGCCAGCCCCCUGACUGCAGCCCCCCAGUAUUUAUUAGGUUCUGCCCCGGCGGCAGGGGGCUGGCACAACCCCCCGGGGGGGAUGAGAGGGCUGGGACUCCCCCCAGGGACACAGGACUCACCCGGGGGCAGGGGGCUUCCCGAGGGCAUGGGAACCCCCAGACAUGGGGCCACAGGGCUGGUGGAGGGGCAGGACCCUCCGGGACCAGGUACAGGGACCCCAGGGGGGAUUGAACCCCCCAAUCUCCUCUCCCUACUUCCCCUGAGCCCCCUGUGCUGGGGGUCCCGGUGUGCCCUGAGCCCCCUGUGCUGGGGGUCCCGGUGUUCGUGGGUGAUGUGCGUUCGGUAUCCCAUAAAGAGCUUCCCCCCC
This is a messenger RNA of Pyrgilauda ruficollis (rufous-necked snowfinch), 1255 nucleotides long. RefSeq names its product cyclin dependent kinase 5 (gene CDK5). Gene Ontology annotation, molecular function: ATP binding; cyclin-dependent protein serine/threonine kinase activity. Gene Ontology annotation, cellular component: cytoplasm; nucleus. Gene Ontology annotation, biological process: axonogenesis; synaptic vesicle transport; protein phosphorylation. NCBI's taxonomy places the organism in Eukaryota, Metazoa, Chordata, Aves, Passeriformes, Passeridae. The record is from RefSeq and is a predicted model, not a curated record.